AUGGCGCCUCACGACAGACCGAACAGCGUCCAUGCCCCCUGCAAGCCGAUCAACUAUCCCAUUGCCCAGUACCCUUCGGGCACUCCCCGCCCUUGCCUGGCUCAGGGAGAUCAGUACGACAACCUCGUGUACUGCUGCAGAUGCCGCAAGUGCCGUGUUCCGGACGACUUCGAACAGCACCCUCCCGGCUACUUCACAAGCCGUAGCUGCAUUCAGUGCAACAGCAUCGAGAAGAAACCGAAGGAGAACGGAAAAAGAAAGGGGAAGAAGGCUUCCAAGAGAAAAGCUCCCGCUGAGCAAGUCUCUUCCAGCCAGGCUUAUUUCAGCCAGUCCGCUCCCAUCCAGACUGAUCAGCUUGUGCGGCCGAUCCCUCCCCCGACUCAGCAGCAACUCUCGAGCCUUCAGGCUCCUAAUCCCUAUCAGCAGUCUUUUAGUCAUGUCCAGUCGAGCCUUGGCUUCAUGUCCAACCGGGAACUCUUUGGCCUUCCUCCGCCUCCCACUCCCCAUCCCGAACCUACCACUGGCCCCUCUCAACAGACUCCUGGCCAUGCACAAUCAACUCCUAUCCUUCCGGCGAACAUCGGCUUCAUGUCUACACAGCAUUCUAUUGGCCUCAGCCAGGCUCCUACUGGCUAUUCUGAGCAGAGCACUUGCCCACCUCUGGAGUAUUUUGCCGGUUAUGGCUAGCAGCCUGCCGUCUAUGCUCAGCAUCCACCUGGCUAUCCGGAGC
Molecule: messenger RNA, 730 nt
Organism: Colletotrichum godetiae
Lineage: Eukaryota; Fungi; Ascomycota; Sordariomycetes; Glomerellales; Glomerellaceae
Exons: 2
Source: RefSeq, a predicted model, not a curated record